AUGCCACCGUUUCGCGUUACAAAGCUAUCACGAGACACCAAGAGGCUGUUUAGAGAAUACAAAAUACACAAGAAAGUUGAUUCGAUAUUCAAAGCAAUGUCCAAGGAGUUGGCCAUAUGCGGCCUCGACAUUGAUCUUCCCUUUGUCCCUGAAGUCUCAGGUUUCUAUCCCAACAUCUCGUCCUCGCCGUGCUCUGAAACCCUCAAGCACCUCAAAGGUUUUCCAGCCGACGCAAGCGGGUAUUUCAUGGAGUAUAUCCGUCCCCUGAAUGAGCAUCAUACCAAAUAUCUCAUCAAGCGUUAUUUGACCCGUAGCGCGCAGUGCCAGGCUCUCAGCACCGGCCAAUCCAAACACUUUCUCGCAAAGGUCUACCUCGGAGACACUAAGCCGCUGUCUGAUCCAUGGAAUACUAAUAUGCACGAUCGCCCAGCAUAUCUGGAUCACUUGCUCGCAGAGCGCGUCGAAGUUUCUUAUCUCGCCGCUUCCAUGGGUGCAACUCUCGCAAUACUUCAUUGGAGCUGCGGUGUUGAUGCUCGAGGCGUGGAAUUUGUCCUUGGGAGAGAUGCCCGGGGCCAUGUGCAGUUCUGGCUGAUUGAUUUUGCUGACUGCGCAUCGUUUCCAAAAACCCCUGAAGCUGUCACCACACAGCUUGUAAAUGCGGUGAUGGAUAACGAGCCAUUCUGGCCUCGGUUUAUAAACAUCCAAGCCUUGAGAGAACUGUGGGCGCAUUUCAGAGACGCCUAUCUUGCAAUUAGCGAUUUUAUCAUGACUGAUGCAAUGAUUGCUCAUGAUAAUGAUGCUGUACGAGCACUUCCAUGCUUAUUUAUGAUGCAGUUGGAAAAAAUAAGAGGUUCUGGCCAGCUCUUGGCAUAA
Trichoderma gamsii is the source of this 873-nucleotide messenger RNA. RefSeq lists its product as hypothetical. The record is from RefSeq and is a predicted model, not a curated record. The transcript has a single exon. Bases 1 to 873 code for a protein of 290 amino acids. Lineage: Eukaryota; Fungi; Ascomycota; Sordariomycetes; Hypocreales; Hypocreaceae.